Mauremys mutica (yellowpond turtle) is the source of this 1960-nucleotide messenger RNA. It is a transcript of the gene SMTNL1, whose product is annotated as smoothelin like 1. Lineage: Eukaryota; Metazoa; Chordata; Testudines; Geoemydidae. Gene Ontology annotation, molecular function: protein binding. The transcript is spliced from 8 exons. Gene Ontology annotation, cellular component: microtubule organizing center; filamentous actin. The record is from RefSeq and is a predicted model, not a curated record. The coding region runs from base 379 to 1545 and encodes 388 amino acids. Gene Ontology annotation, biological process: actin cytoskeleton organization.
GGGAUGGGAUCCCCUGUGGCUGUUUGUCCUUUUGCUUCACUCCCCAUUUGCUACCUCUUAGCACAAGGGUCCCCUGCCAGGGUUAGUGGCUGCACUUCCUGCCUGGUGAGGUCCCCCCUUAGCCCCCCAGGCUUGUCCCAGGGGGUCUCACCCAUGUGACCCUGGGAGAGUGGAGCUCCCCCUACCCCCGCCUCCCCAGAGGACCAGGGGAGCUAACAGAGUGGAAGAGUGUGAAUGAAAGUGGCACCUGUUCCUCUCCUGGUAAAAAUAGGCUGCACUGCCCCGGGAUGGGGGAUGUGCCAAGGGUGGUGACACAAAGAGCAGGACAGAGGAGGAUUGAGCCCAGAACCAGCCUGCCCCGUGGAGCAGCCAGCAGAGAUGGAGGAACAGGAAGGCGCCCCCAGGCCGACAGCAGAGGAGCCCGGGGCCACAGCUAACAAGGCUGAAGGGGUGGCUGGGACUGGAGCCAAGGAGGUGGCUCAGGGUGGGGAUGGGCUGGGGGAGAAGGGAGGAGCAGGGAAUUCUGGGAGCAAUGCUAAGGGGGACAUUGAGGCUGGGGGAGCAGGGGAUUCUGGGAGUGAUGCUAAGGGGGACGUUGAGGCUGGGAGAGCAGGGAAUUCUGGGAGUGAUGCUAAGGGAGGCAGUGAGGCCGGGGGAGCAGGGGAUUCUGGGAGUGAUGCUAAGAGGGGCGGUGAGGCAGGGGGAGCAGGGGAUUCUGGGAGUGAUGCAAAGGGAGGCAGUGAGGCCACCAGAGCAGGGGACUCUGGGAGCGAUGCUAAGGGAGGCGGUGAGGCUGAGGGAGCAGGGGAUUCUGGGAGUGAUGCUAAGGGAGUCAGUGAGGCCAGCAGAGCAGGGGAUUCUGGGAGUGAUGCUAAGGGAGGCGGUGAGGCCAGCAGAGCAGAGGAUUCUGGGAGCAAUGCUAAGAGACACGGAGAAGCCUCCCAAGGCCGAGAAGCCGCUUCAGGUGGCAGCACCAGCACUGAAGGGACAGCCCAGCAGGACAACGUGCAGAGCCCGGCACCUGAAGGAGUUGCACCCCCCAAGGAGAAGCCAAAGAGACCAGCGCUGGAUCGGAGGGAGCUGACCCGACCCCGCCUGGCACCCAGGGCCCAGUCCCGCAAGGCCCUUGUGGAGAAAUUUGGGGGGGCAGCCAGUGGCCCUGCCCCCAACAUCAAGAAGACUGGAGGUGCCAACACCAUCAAGAACAUGCUGCUGGAGUGGUGCCGUGCCAAGACACGUGGCUAUGAGCACGUGGACAUCCAGAACUUCUCCUCCAGCUGGAGCAGCGGCUUGGCCUUCUGCGCCCUCGUCCACAAGUUCUUCCCUGACGCCUUCGACUACGCAGCCCUCGACCCGGCCAACCGCAGGGAGAACUUUACCCUGGCUUUUGCCACUGCUGAGAAGCAUGCCGACUGCGCCCCACUGCUGGAGGUGGAGGACAUGGUGCGCAUGAGCGUCCCGGACUCGAAGUGCGUCUACACCUACAUCCAGGAGCUGUACCGCAGCCUGGUGGACAAGGGGCUGGUGAAGACCAAGAAGAAAUGAGGUCUGUCCUGGAGCUCUCCCCCAACGUGGCAUCUCCUCCGCUGGUAACCCUCCGCAGCCAUCUCCUGCCUGCCCCCUUCCCCGCGGCUCACGUGUGCACACGAGACCCUGGCAGAUCCAGUAAAGCAGAACUGCUCCAAGCUCAGGCAGACGCCGGGUGGUUUCUUGUGGUUAGCUCUGGUAGGUCGAGGGUUCCAUCAGUGCCGGCCACAUUCCUCAGCCAGGGCGCAACAGAUGUGGCUAUGGCUGUGGCUGCAGUCCAGACAGGAGCGACGCCCAUCAGCAGCAGGAAGUCGCCUCUGCCCCCCGCCAAUGCCAGAUGAGCACAUUUCACCAUAGGGCUGGGGCCAGCGUUCCUCGUGGAUCCAAGCUGGCAGCGGGUGCCUGGAACGCGUCCUUGGCUGGCCGCAGCAGG